Molecule: messenger RNA, 1056 nt
Organism: Eimeria necatrix
Lineage: Eukaryota; Apicomplexa; Conoidasida; Eucoccidiorida; Eimeriidae
Exons: 2
Coding region: 1-1056 (351 amino acids)
Molecular function (GO): ATP hydrolysis activity; GTPase activity
Source: RefSeq, a predicted model, not a curated record
AUGGUUCGCAACGGAGUGCUUUUAAUGGGCCCGGCGGGGAGCGGGAAGAGCACUUUGUGUCACCACCUGCAGCAGCAGUACGAGGUGUCUAGACACCGCGUGGCCUGCGUGAACCUGGACCCUGCUGCUGAGUACAUGCCUUACGAGCCUCUGGUGGACAUAAGAGAAUUAAUAACAGCAGAUGACGCAGCAGAGGAGCUGCAGCUGGGCCCGAACGGCUCGCUGGUGUUCUGCAUUGAGUACUUGGAGCAGCACAAGGAGUGGCUGGAGGAGAAGUUGCUGGAGUUGUGCGAAGACGACUUGCUGCUGUUCGACUUGCCCGGGCAAAUCGAGCUGUUCGUACACCUCGACUCUUUUCGAUUCAUUUUCAACUACUUGGAAAAACAAGGAUUCAGAUUUUGCGUGGCUUAUUGUCUGGACGUGAACUUCUUCACGGACGCGGCCAAGUCCAUCAGCGGCUCGCUGCUGGCUCUCAACGCAAUGCUUUUCUUCGAACUUCCCCACGUCAACAUUUUGACCAAGUGCGACUUGGUCAGCAAGCUGAACAUCACCACCCGGGAGAGCAGCAGCAAGCGCGGGCCAAGACGCAGCCACAGACCCAGAGGCGCUGCUGCAGCAGCAGCUGCUGCUGCAGCAAACGACCGCGAAGAGGAAGAGGACAGCGAAGAAGAAGAAAGCGACGAAAGUGAUGAAGACGAAGCCGACACGGCGGGCGCCCAGUGGGCCGGCAGGUGUAUAGACACCUCAGCUUUCGCUGUACGGGUGGACGACGCGGGCCCAGAUGAAACGGAAGAAGAUAUUGUUGUCGAACAACUGCUUUCAAAGGACGUGCAACAAAUAGUGGAAGAACUGGAUGAUAACAUGCCUGCGAACUUCCGUGAUCUUCACCGAGCCUUUGCUUCUGUCUUGGAGGAAUUCGGACUUGUUUCUUUUUAUCCUUUAAACAUCUCAAACGAAAAUUCAAUUAUCAACUUAGGCACGCUCCUCAGAAGCACUGUGCAGGCAGACGAAGACGACGAACCGCGGGCGGACUAUGACUACCAAGCGGAAGCCUAG